AUGAGCUCGGAAACCACUCCUUCAGAGGCUGUGCCUCCAUACAGCUCCUUCAGUACGGCCAAAAAAAGGUACAUCGUGGCCACUGCGGCUGGAGCUGGUCUAUUUUCUUCUUUGUCUGCGCAAAUUUACUUUCCGGCCUUGAACACGUUGGCCGAUGAUCUCAACGUGUCAACGUCCUUGAUCAAUUUGACUGUGACUAGUUACAUGAUCUUCCAGGGCAUUGCGCCCAUGUUUAUAGGAGAUUUUGCAGACAGAACCGGCCGUCGACCCGCAUAUAUCAUAUGCUUUGUGAUUUACAUUGCCUCCAACAUCGGACUAGCCUUGCAAGAUAGCUACACAGCUCUCAUUGUCUUGCGAUGCUUGCAAAGUUCCGGAAUCAGCAGUAGUGUGGCAUUGUCCGCUGCCACGGUCGCCGAUGUCAGCACCAAACAGGAACGAGGCUCCAUGAUGGGCUUUGUCAUGGCGGGGAACUUCAUGGGUCCUGCUAUUGGGCCAAUUAUUGGUGGUCUAUUAGCCCAAUAUUUGGGGUGGAGGUCCAUUUUCUGGUUCCUUACAAUUGCCUCGGGUGUGUUCCUGUUGCCCCUCCUGUUCUUCCUCCCCGAGACCGCUCGCAAUGUUGUCGGAGAUGGCUCAUUGCCUGCGCAACCGUGGAAUCGACCAUUCAUUCAAUAUCUUCGGCCUCGGGACGUGAGGGUGAGUAAGGACACGGGCUCGUCCACGGACAGUAUCGACAGGCCGGACAGCCAUGACUCUCCUAAGAAAAUUGAGCACAAGCUACAGUUCCCCAAUCCACUGAAGCCACUGAUCCUUGUGUGGCAUCCAAAUUCAAUUAUCAUUCUUCUGGUGACUGGUGUCAUCAUGGGCGGUAACAUGACUGUGCUUUCCUCCAUCACGGAGAUCUAUACGGCUCAAUACGGCCUGGAUGAGCUUGAGAUCGGCCUCUGCUAUAUCACACUAGGCACUGGGUCUAUUGUCGCCUCUGUGAUCACUGGACGUCUCCUGGAUUGGAACUACAAGCGCAUGGCGGCGAAGCUGGCCAGCGAUCCCACCUCCGAGCACGUCGGCACAGCGGACUCGGUCCCCGUCGAAAAGUCCCGGAGCAUGAUCACAAUCCCACUUGUGAUUCUGGGCAGUGUGACUGUGCUGGCUUUUGGUUGGGUACUCAAAUUCGGAGAGCCUCUUCCCGCGCCCGAAGUGCUCUUGUUCUUCGUUGGCGUCGGACAGACCGGUGGAUUUAUUUCUACAUCUACUCUGCUGGUAGACUUACACACUUCCAACCCUGCCGCUGCCACAGCGGCAAACAACAUGGUUCGAUCGUUCUUUUCGGCUGGAGCAUCUGCCGCGAUUGAUCCCAUGUUGACAGCCAUGGGUCGCGGGUGGGCAUUCACGUUGGUAGCGUUUAUUCUCUUGUCUACAAUCCCAUUCCUGCUGUUGCUUUGUGGAAUGGGGCGUAAAAAGGAGUCUUCAGAGAAAUUAGAAAGCUCUGCAGAGAGAGCAGAGGUCCCUGCCUCUCCCCAAAGGGUGGAGGACUAA
This is a messenger RNA of Penicillium salamii, 1533 nucleotides long. NCBI's taxonomy places the organism in Eukaryota, Fungi, Ascomycota, Eurotiomycetes, Eurotiales, Aspergillaceae. The record is from the annotation of a GenBank genome assembly.